Amaranthus tricolor (Joseph's coat) is the source of this 638-nucleotide messenger RNA. Its product is annotated as monothiol glutaredoxin-S6-like. Lineage: Eukaryota; Viridiplantae; Streptophyta; Magnoliopsida; Caryophyllales; Amaranthaceae. The record is from RefSeq and is a predicted model, not a curated record. Bases 155 to 469 code for a protein of 104 amino acids. The transcript has a single exon.
UUUCAGCAUGUCGCCACUAAAAUGACAUCUAUAAAUACCAUCAUAAGCAGCAUAAGUCAAGCAAAUUAAAUCCAAGAAAGAGUUUCCAAACACAAACAUCACAUUUACAUAUAUAUUCAAGGUAAAGAGUUAGAAAAAAACCUACAUACCAGUAAUGGAGGCUGUGAGAAGUCUAAUAGAUGAAAAGCCGCUAGUGAUAUUCAGCAAAAGCUCUUGCUGUGUUUCUCACUCAAUGAAGCAACUUAUGAGCAGUUAUGGAGCCAAUGCAACAGUCUAUGAACUCGAUGAAAUCCCGAAUGGAAAAGAAGUUGAGAAGGGUCUUCUGAGCAUGGGAUGUAAGCCAAGUGUACCGGCUAUAUUCAUUGGAAAUGAGUAUGUUGGCGGGUCUAAUGAAAUCCUUAGCCUUCAAGUUCAGGGAAAACUGGUGCCUAUGCUAAUUGCAGCAGGCGCCAUUUGGGUUUGGAAGUAGAUAAGAUUUAUCAUUCUGAACCUCUUUGUUUUUGUUAUGGGAGGUGAAGAAUUUAAUAGUUGGGCAUUGAGCAAUAUAAUGCCAUUACAGCAAUCACUUUCAGUUGUAAUGUUCAUUUUCUCUGUUUUUCUGAAGUAAAUAAAAAUCCCUCUUAUUAUCCAUAGACGAG